AUGCCUCAGAUUGGGUCCCGGUGGCCGGAGGACUACAGGCACGUCAUUAUCACAAUGUCGCGAAGCGGAGGGCAUCUCAGGCUUCUCAAAUAUGACAAUCUGGCUCGAUCUACAUUAUCUUUAUUCCAGGGACUAUCUGAGGCUAUGAAUUCAAUUGACAUGAGUGAAAUCGAAUCCACAUCCUCUGCUCUGCGGUCCUCGCCUACUGCAAAUACCAUCAGAGCAAGCCAUAACAUCCGGCGUUCUUCACCCAGUAUUUUGGGAAGUUUACUCGAAGAGAACGUUGUCCAUCCUCGUUCACAGUCCCCCCAACUUAUGGCUUCUGGAAGGAACGCAAGCCAGACGGACCUAGCUGAAUUGCCCGUUUCUCCACAUGAAGAUCCCGACCUCGUCGGUGAGGCCGCAGCAGCAAUGUUUCGUUCGCAACGUCUCUACAUUACCCACCAGCAACUAGAGAACUACAGCGUCGAGGCCCUAAACAUCAAUCCGCUCACAGGUCGUCCGCACCAACCGCCCGUAACGGGGCGUCCGUUCCGAUAUAGCUCCCUCAUCACACCACGUCCGGCAGGGCUAUCUACUCAUUCAGCAUCCCCGGAGGGACAGGACAGCAGACCAUCAACAGCCCCCAGCGCAUCUACCGCGACUGGCACUGCUCAGACAGAGUACAGCGCAUUCUCCACCCCGCAGCUCGAUCGUCAAAUGACAGUCGUGCCACAGCAGCGUUCCGCAUCACACAUCGAACUAGAUGACGACGCUCUUUGCGCCCAGGAGUCGAAGACAUGGGACUUCAUGCUUGCGCAGAUGGCAGAUUGGGAGGAGCGGGAGCGUAGCUGGAAGAAAUUCAAGGACGAUAUGGAUAAGAAGUUGAGUUCUGGUAAGCUGGGAAUGGGGCUGGGAUGGGGUUCCUGGUCGCUCUCUACGGGGGGGAAGAUAAAGUUGAAGAAAGCGCAGUUUGGCCAUGAGAAGAAGUGGAAGAGGAAGGUUGGGUUAGCGUCUUGA
Molecule: messenger RNA, 999 nt
Organism: Paracoccidioides lutzii Pb01
Exons: 1
Coding region: 1-999 (332 amino acids)
Source: RefSeq, a predicted model, not a curated record